Molecule: messenger RNA, 1321 nt
Organism: Nymphaea colorata (pocket water lily)
Lineage: Eukaryota; Viridiplantae; Streptophyta; Magnoliopsida; Nymphaeales; Nymphaeaceae
Product: aquaporin SIP1-1-like
Exons: 3
Coding region: 433-1146 (237 amino acids)
Biological process (GO): transmembrane transport
Cellular component (GO): membrane
Molecular function (GO): water channel activity
Source: RefSeq, a predicted model, not a curated record
UAUUGAGUCAUUGAGAGCAUUUUUGUCUUCAGAGUUCACCAAUCGGGAUGAACAUGCUGAGAUCAUGGCGUGGAAAAAUGUCCUCUCCCUUUGAAAAGCGACGGUGGUCGGUGCGGCUUGUCGUCAUUAAUUUUUCGUCCAAGCUAAAUCCGGGCAUUCUUGGUUCCGAAAAUGUUGGUGGGGAGUUUUGGAGGAGGGGCUCUUUAGGCAUUCUCUGGGAGAAUCCCAGACUCCCUGGUGUUCAUCCGCAGAAAGCGGGAUUGAUUGAAAGGAUUGCCAUCCUUUUCUGCUUAUCUGAUUCUCCCCUUGAUUCAGAGUAAUCGCCUGACCCCUCAUCGCCUUUGCUGUGCUUUUUGCGAUAGCGGGGCAAGGACAAUAGAAGAAGGUACAACAGAAGAAGAAGAAGAAGAAGAAGAAGAAACAAGACCGAAGAUGGGUGUGGUCAGGUUGGCCAUCGGGGAUGCAGUAAUCACCUUUUUGUGGGUGAUCGUGGCGGCUUCCUUGGCUCCUCUGGGUACCAUCAUAACGUCCUACUUCCAGGUCCAGCCUCCCCUCGAUCUCCUCGUGAUGACGGCCCUCAUAUUCCUUCUCGUCGUCGUCUUCAACGUCGUCGGAGACUUAUUGGGUGAUGCCAGUUUCAAUCCGACGGCUAACGCUUCCUUCUACGCUGCCGGCUUGGGAAACGACAGCCUCUUUUCCAUGGCCAUCCGUUUUCCCGCUCAGGCAAUUGGGGCAGUGGGCGGUGUAUUGGCGAUGGCCGAAUACGCGCCUGCAAAGUACAAACACAUGCUGGCCGGCCCGGCAGUGCAGGUCGAUUUGCAGACGGCAGCCAUUGCUGAAGGAGUAUUGACCUUCGUUAUCAGCCUCACUGUCUUUUUCAUCAUCUUCAAGGGCCCGAAAAGCUCGUUUCUGCAGACAUUACUGAUAUCCAUGGCAACUGUAGGGGUCAUCGUUGCCGGAUCCAGCUACACUGGGCCGUCAUUGAACCCCGUGAACGCAUAUGGAUGGGCUUACAUCAGGAAGAAACACAACACAUGGGAGCAAUUCUACGUCUACUGGCUCCCACCUCUGGUCGGGUCGAUUCUGGCCGCUUGGGUUUUCCGGCUAUUCUUCUCUCCUUCGGCGCAGAAAGUGAAGAAAGCCUGAGCUGGGGAACCAAAUUCAUUACAAUUCGAAAGGAUGAGCAAUUGUUUAGGGCUCUCUUAAAAUAUCACGCUUGCUAUUUAUCUUUUCUUCCUCGGAUGUGUUCCCAUUUAGUAGCACAGGGUGUAUCACUGGUCAUUAUGGUACCUUCAAACUUCAAAGAGCUCGUGUUUAUUCA